AUGGAAGAAAUACAAUCCCAAUCAGACCAUUACAGGUCGUCAUCUUCAUCCGCGAGUAGCCCGGCAAGUAGAGUGCCUUCAGGCAGUUUCUUUUACCUGCGAAAACCCGGUGCCCUCAGGCAGCCCAUCUCGUUCGAGGACUCACCUGACUGGGAGGACACUGACAUUGAGGUCAAAAUCGAUGAGGGCCGGGCUGACUCCAUUAACACGGCCACUACGCCGGGCUCUCCUUCCCUCUCGAAACUCAACAGCGGCUCUAUGCCGUCCCCUCCGCUGCCCGAGGGAGCAGCUGUUAUGAGAAAGACAGCAGGGGCAACAAUUGUGUGGAGGGACCUGACGGUUAAUAUAAAGGGAAAAAGGAAGUAUUCAGACAGGGUAAUCAAGAGCUCGAAUGGGUAUGGGCUACCGGGUACAAUGACUGUGAUCAUGGGCCCCCCCAAGUCUGGGAAAUCCACGCUCUUGAGGGCUCUUGCAGGAAGAUUGCCUGAUUCGGCUAGAAUUUACGGUGAGGUUCUUGUAAAUGGCGUGAAAUCACGAAUACCAUAUGGGGCUUAUGGAUUUGUGGAUAGAGAAACCACACUUAUUGAAUCCUUGACCGUGCGCGAGUACCUUUACUACUCAGCCUUGCUUCAGCUUCCGGGCUUCCUUUCUAGGAAGAGCAGCGGGGUCGAGGAUGCCAUUCUUGCCAUGUCAUUGGGAGAUUAUGCAAAUAAGCUAGUUGGCGGGCACUGUCAUUUGAAGGGCCUUCCAAGUGGCGAGAAAAGGCGGAUUGCGAUUGCCAGGGAGCUUGUGAUGAGACCCCAAAUCUUGUUUAUUGAUGAGCCCCUUUACCAUCUCGACAGUGUAUCUGCACUUCUUAUGAUGGUCACACUGAAGAAGCUUGCAAGUACAGGCUGCACUCUCAUCUUCACCAUUUGCCAAAGCAGCACGGAAGUGUUUGGCCUUUUCGACCGAAUUUGUCUUCUUUCAAAUGGAAACACGUUGUUUUUCGGUGAAACACUUGCGUGUUUGCAGCAUUUCUCCAAUGCUGGAUUUCCUUGCCCAAUAAUGCAGAGCCCAUCCGAUCACUUUCUGAGAGCUAUAAAUACAGAUUUUGACAGGAUUAUUGCAAUGUGCAAAAAUUGGCAGGAUGACCAUGGAGAACUUUCAUCAGUUAAUAUGGACACUGCCGUUGCAAUUCGCACUCUUGAAGCAACAUAUAAAUCAUCUGCAGAUGCAGCUGCUGUUGAGACUAUGAUUUUGAAGCUUACAGAGAAGGAAGGCCCGUUUCCCAAGAGCAAAGGCAAAGCAAGCUGUGUCACCAAAAUUGGAAUAUUGACUUGGAGAUCAUUGUUGAUUAUGUCAAGGGAGUGGAAAUACUAUUGGCUUCGUUUUUUUCUUUACAUUUUCUUGGCUCUAUGCAUUGGUACCGUGUUCUAUGGUUUGGGGCACUCUUUAUCUUCAGUUGGGGCUAGAGUUGGAGCUGUAUUUACAUUCGUGGCAUUCACAUCACUUCUGAGUAUAGCCGGUGUCCCUGUGCAAUUGAAAGAAAUCAAGAUUUACUCCUGUGAAGAGGCGAACCAGCAUUCUGGGACAUUUGUUUUCUUAAUCGGGCAACUUUUGUCGAGUAUCCCAUUUGUACUUCUCCUCUCGGUCUCCUCGAGUUUGGUCUUCUAUUUCCUUAUCGGCCUACGUGAUGAGUUCCACUUGUUGAUGUAUUUUGUGCUGAAUUUCUUCAUGUGCCUUCUCAUCAACGAGGGACUCGUGCUGCUUGUUGCGUCCUUUUGCCGGAAUAUCUUCCGGAGUAUCUUGAUAUUGGUGACUGCACAUAUGGUCAUGAUGCUUUCAGCUGGGUACUUCAGGAUUCGUAGUGCUCUGACGAGGCCAGUAUGGAUGUAUCCCAUCUCAUACAUUGCUUUCCAUACUUACUCUAUUCAGGGGCUUUUGGAGAAUGAGUAUAUUGGUACGUCUUUUGCCGUUGGCCAGGUAAGAUCAAUCACCGGUUACGAAGCGCUGCAAAAUGCUUAUGACAUAUCGGCCGAUGCCAAUUCAAAGUGGGGAAAUUUACUGAUAUUGUUUCUUAUGGCCGUUGGGUACCGUAUUCUUGUUUUUAUCCUGCUACAAUUUCGUGUCAAGAGGACCGUCUCCCUUUUCGGUUCGUUCCCGUGUAAUCAAAAUACAAACAAUGCAAGAUAA
Molecule: messenger RNA, 2175 nt
Organism: Striga hermonthica
Lineage: Eukaryota; Viridiplantae; Streptophyta; Magnoliopsida; Lamiales; Orobanchaceae
Source: the annotation of a GenBank genome assembly